Messenger RNA from Salmo salar (Atlantic salmon), 2662 nucleotides. RefSeq names its product microtubule-associated protein 6 homolog. Gene Ontology annotation, molecular function: calmodulin binding; microtubule binding. Gene Ontology annotation, biological process: regulation of microtubule cytoskeleton organization; cytoskeleton-dependent intracellular transport; microtubule cytoskeleton organization. Gene Ontology annotation, cellular component: cis-Golgi network; microtubule; Golgi-associated vesicle. Lineage: Eukaryota; Metazoa; Chordata; Actinopteri; Salmoniformes; Salmonidae. The record is from RefSeq and is a predicted model, not a curated record.
UUCAGUACCACGUGAGAAGAAUGUGCAAUGACAGCUUCACGAGCGGCUCCGCUCCCAUCUUUGCAUUCCAGAGCAGUGGCGUGGAGACAGCACGCUGGCGAAGGUUUGCAGGAAUGGGCACAUACACACGGCGGCACUUCUGAAUGUAGCUAACGUUUGAUAUAUAUAUAUAUUUUUUUUAUCAAUUUUCCUUAUUUUCUUUUCUUUUUUCCCCCUUUUCUUUGAUUAGCCUAUUUUUAUUUUUAUUCGAACCAAAUCGCCAUGGCUUGGCCGUGCAUAAGCAGAGUGUGCUGUCUGGCUCGGUUCUGGAACCAGUUUGAUAAAUCCGAUCUUUCAGUGCCACUGACCAUACAGAACUACUCGGACAUCACCGACCAAGAGGUACAAUCCGUCACCAGGCAGGUACCGACGGACCGGGUUCUGAGGCACAACUAUUCCACCACGGAACACCGCGGAUCCCCCCAGACACCGGGAGAUGCCCCGGGGACCCAUAGGUCAUUGAGGGGCCGGAGGGAGCCCAACUUCAAACCCCGGGAGGACUACCACCAAACCGGUGUGCCUUUCUCCACUGUCACCCAGUACAAGCAGGAUUACAAACCCUGGCCUAUUCCGAAGAAGGAGAAUUUCCCCUGGAUUAGCAAUGGCGGAAAAGGGGGUGAAGUUGGUUCGGAUAGCCCCGUAAACUGUAACCCCAAUGCGAGCCAGACUAGAGGGGACAUGGGGGAGAGAGAGGAGCGGGGGACGGUAACAGCCAACAGCUCUUACAGACAGGAGUACAGGCCGUGGACGGGGGCAAGACCAGCCAAGACCACCAGGAAACAACGCCCCCCUGCCCCGUACGCCAGUCCCGGGUUGGGGGUCUCCCACCUCCCUAAUGAGACCAGCUACCAAGCCGCCUACAACGGAGCCGGGGAGUCUUUCAGACACACAGAGCUUCACCAGAGGGACCAUACUCCCAGCACCUCCACUGCUGACCUGCUGACCACCACCUCCAUCUCCACCGUCCCCCAAAACACCGUAACCCCACUCCAGCCCUACUCCAUUGCCACUACCACCCCUAUCACCACCACCACCGGCCUCCAGCAGAGCAGCCUGCCAGAGAGACCCGACCUCAGUAUAGGAACCAUGGGAGAGCGUGACAGGGAGUGGAACUCUUUGGGGAAUCUCCAGGGGUUUAGUGCCAUCCCCCCGCCCACGCUCCUCUGUGCCAUCUGCCAGCGGAGAGUAGGAGAGGACGGGCCGGGCUGGACUGGACUUACUCGGCUUUUCCGCUUUCACUCGUUGUCAUCUAUGGCAGAGAGAUUAGAGAAAGAAGAAACUCCUGCACACUGCUUGCUAGGAAUGUUUCAGUUGUCAGUUUAAUAACAAGUUGAAAUAAACAUAUUUUUGGCCAAUCACAUGGGAGAACAUGUUUUAGUGUAUAGUCUUUCUGUUGUAGCAGUAGCGUAGCCAGACAUUUUUGGGUGGAUGGGCCUGUAGAAAACAGCUAACUUCCUGCAUUUCUACACAUUUUGUCAUGGGGCAAAGAGAAACAUUUGCAGUUUUAUAGCUAAUCUCAUGCUGUUCUCCACAUUUUGCCAUGAGGCUGAGAGACAAAGUUGCUGUUUUAAAGCUAAUUUCCUGCAAUUUUACAUAUUUUGCCAUAUGGUAGAGAGGAAAAUGUGCAUAGAUAAUCUCAUGCUAUGUUACACAUUUUGCAAUGAGGCUGAGAGAACAUUUAGCAUUUUUAAUGCUAAUUAAAGCUAAAAAUCUAGGUGUGUUGACUGUGAUAAAGGUACUGGAUUAUGAUCUGUUUUAUUCGCUAAAUGAACAAAUGAAGUGGGCAGUGGCAUGGUGCAUAUAGCCGUACAAGCACAGUGACAUAUGCCUCAAUGCGGUCAUAUUUGUGGGGGGUGUGGCUUUCAGUUAGUUAUUGUUGGCCACCCAUCCUAUGAGAGUGAAUGUCAUUCCAGUUAAUCUGAAUGUCAUUCCAGUGCACCGCUUGCUAUUCAUUCUAUCUGAUGGCGUUUGCACAUUUAGGGAAAAAGACAAAUAAUGUCCCGUUUGGAACACUGACAAGUAGAGAGCAUAAAAAUAAAAUGACACUUGUUUUUCUGUUCAAUCUGAUUGGGCGGACCUGUGCCUACGCGGCUGUGUUGUAGAAGGCCAGUCCAACAGUGUUUGACAGGCCACAGGAUUUAAUAUGAGAUAUGUCAUCUGUAGGUCAUAGUCUAUUAAUAACCAUGGCCCAAAAACCAGGGUGAGAUGUGUGUGUGUUCAGGGUGCAUGCAGGGAAAGGUACAACACUACAGUAGGCUACUAUGUAGAGCUGUUUUACAAAUUGUGUGCAAAGGAUUUAACCCCAUCUCCUGCCCAGAAAAGUAGACAUCAGAUACCAGCUACAGGCUAUGGUCAUCAUAUUGGACCCCCAACCCAUCAAUCAACUUCUACUUCAGUAAUACCUCCCCUCUACCCCAAAACAACAACCUAGUGCUCCAUCGUUUUUAAUCGGUCACCGAGCAAUCUGCCAACACGACGCAAAAGUCAUGGGAUCUAUAUUAAACAAUCCAGUUCAGUGUUCAGUCCCAGCCCCCACACACUGCCAAGUCAUUAUUGACACCCCAACCCACUAAGCUCUCUGACCAAGCACUCCACACACACACACACACACACACACACACAC